AUGCACCCCCGACGCACCCUCAACGCACCCACAAUGCACCCUCGACGCACCCCCGACGCACCCCCGACGCACCCUCGACGCACCCUUGACGCACCCUCUAUGCAACCUCAACGCACCCUCAACGCACCCUCGGCGCACCCUCGACGCACCCCCGACGCACCCUCGGCGCACCCUCGACGCACCCCCGACGCACCCCCGACGCACCCUCGACGCACCCCCGACGCACCCUCGACGCACCCUCGACGCACCCUCGACGCACCCUCGAUGCACCCCCUGACGCACCCUCAACGCACCCUCGACGCACCCUCAACGCACCCUCAAAGCACCCACAACGCACCCUCAAAGCACCCACAACGCACCCUCAACGCACCCACGACGCACCCACGACGCACCCUCGACGCACCCUCUACGCAGCCUCAACGCACCCUCGACGCACCCUCGACGCACCCCCAACGCACCCUCUACGCAACCUCAACGCACCCUCAACGCACCCUCUACGCACCCCUGACGCACCCUCAACGCACCCUCGACGCACCCUCUACGCAACCUCAACGCACCCUCAACGCACCCACGACGCACCCCCGACGCACCCUCAACGCACCCUCGACGCACCCUCAACGCACCCUCGACGCACCCUCUACGCAGCCUCAACGCACCCUCGACGCACCCUCGACGCACCCUCGACGCACCCUCGACGCACCCUCGACGCACCCCCAACGCACCCUCUACGCAACCUCAACGCACCCUCAACGCACCCACAACGCACCCCCGGCGCACCCUCAACGCACCCUCUACGCACCCCCGACGCACCCUCAACGCACCCUCAACGCACCCUCGACGCACCCUCUACGCAACCUCAACGCACCCUCAACGCACCCACGACGCACCCCCGACGCACCCUCAACGCACCCUCGACGCACCCUUGACGCACCCUCGACGCACCCUCGACGCACCCUCGACGCACCCUCGACGCACCCCCGACGCACCCUCAACGCACCCUCAACGCACCUCUCGACGCACCCUCUACGCAACCUCAACGCACCCUCGACGCACCCCCAACGCACCCCCGACGCACCCUCAACGCACCCUCGACGCACGCCCGACGCACCCUCAACGCACCCACAACGCACCCUCAACGCACCCCCGACGCACCCUCAACGCACCCACAACGCACCCUCAACGCACCCUCAACGCACCCACAACGCACCCUCAACGCACCCCCGACACACCCUCAACGCACCCACAACGCACCCUCGACGCACCCCCGACGCACCCUCAACGCACCCCCGACGCACCCUCAAUGCACCCCCGACCCACCCUCGACGCACCCUCAACGCACCCACGACGCACCCCCGACGCACCCACGACGCACCCUCGACGCACCCUCGACGCACCCCCGACGCACCCUCAACGCACCCCCGACGCACCCCCGACGCACCCCCGACGCACCCCCGACGCACCCCCGACGCACCCCCGACGCACCCCCGACGCACCCCCGACGCACCCCCGACGCACCCUCGACGCACCCUCAACGCACCCACGACGCACCCUCAACGCACCCUCGACGCACCCCCGACGCACCCUCAACGCACCCCCAACGCACCCCCGACGCACCCCCGACGCACCCCGACGCACCCCCGACGCACCCCCGACGCACCCUCGACGCACCCUCAACGCACCCACGACACACCCUCAACGCACCCUCAAAGCACCCACAACGCACCCUCGACGCACCCCCGACGCACCCUCAACGCACCCACAACGCACCCUCAACGCACCCUCAACGCACCCUCAAUGCACCCUCAACGCACCCUCUACGCACCCACGACGCACCCCCGACGCACCCUCAACGCACCCUCAACGCACCCACAACGCACCUACCAGGCCACCGAAAUUGCAUGCUCUGCGACAGUGGCCUGUGUGAGAGAAUUUGCUUUCGCUGCUUGGAGCUCUACUGUGAUCUGCUUCUGGGCGACAUGGAUUUCUGCGGGGCCUGUCCCUGCAGCUCAACAUUGA
Molecule: messenger RNA, 2016 nt
Organism: Knipowitschia caucasica
Lineage: Eukaryota; Metazoa; Chordata; Actinopteri; Gobiiformes; Gobiidae
Source: the annotation of a GenBank genome assembly